AUGAGUGACGUUGUGUUCUUCUCCUUCCUUGUCUUCCUGGGCAGCCGUUGGGGUGCAGAGCCCCUGUCUAUCCCUGUGACUGAAGGUGUGGAGAACGAGUUUUCCUCAAGUUCAAAGCAUCUCGAAGAAGAUAUGGCUAAACUAUUUGAUGAGAUCGUGCUGCAGGUGUUUCCCAGCACUUUAGAUGGUACAAGCACGGCUGGCAGACUGAUCACGGGGAGAGACGUGAAUGAAACCUAUCUCCACCAUAAUGGGGUCAGCGAUUCUGUGUUGGCAUCAAGUUCAUAUCAGCAAGAUGACUACUUGGAUAAGAUAUUUGAUGAGAUUCUGUGGCAGGUGUUUUCUAACAAUUCAAAAUAUUUAUCAGAAGACGACGCAAGAACAACUGAUCAGCCAGUCACACGGAAAGUCUCGAACAAAACUCGUGCUGCUGAGAAGAAUAAAGAUAAAGAACCAUCUCUAUUCAACAGGGAUUUAAGCCAUCAAUUAAUUGCUGGCGGCAAAGAAGCACUCCAGGAAAAUGCUCAAGUUGCUUACAGGGAGAGUCCGCCUUGUUCCCAGCUGCUGAGCUUCCUGCAGAAGAACAUCAUUUCUGCUACCACUGCCAUGGCUUCGAUCCUCCUGGUGGCAGUGCUGGUGGUGCUCAUGCUGGUCAUGUGUGUAAGGCGGAGACAGCCAAAGUUUUCUCCGGCGAAGAUGACGUACAAUAUUUUCAUAAUGAACGGGAAGGCUUGGUGGCAAAAUUCCCAAGAUAAGCACCUGAAAAAAUUUACGGGAAAGCAGAAGUACCCGAAGUUCAAUUCUUUUGUCUAAGCCCGUGGAGGGGCCAACAAACUGCCACCCAGCCACUGCCGGAGGGUUCUUUCGCGCUACCUGGACAGA
Molecule: messenger RNA, 882 nt
Organism: Rattus rattus (black rat)
Lineage: Eukaryota; Metazoa; Chordata; Mammalia; Rodentia; Muridae
Gene: C4H2orf92
Product: chromosome 4 C2orf92 homolog
Exons: 8
Coding region: 1-813 (270 amino acids)
Source: RefSeq, a predicted model, not a curated record